This is a messenger RNA of Zasmidium cellare ATCC 36951, 1533 nucleotides long. RefSeq lists its product as uncharacterized. The transcript is spliced from 5 exons. Bases 1 to 1533 code for a protein of 510 amino acids. The record is from RefSeq and is a predicted model, not a curated record. Gene Ontology annotation, molecular function: FAD binding; monooxygenase activity. NCBI's taxonomy places the organism in Eukaryota, Fungi, Ascomycota, Dothideomycetes, Mycosphaerellales, Mycosphaerellaceae.
AUGCUCAACACGAACAGCCCUUCCAUACUCCGAGACAUCUUGCAGAUUGUAUCGGAUAUCAAGAACGACCUCUUCAUCUUCAAAAAGGACCCCUCAAUCAAGGAGAUCGGCGUGGCCGACGUGAAGGCCGAAGUUCUGCUUCUCAAGAAGGCGAAUGAAGUCACGAUAAAGAUCAAUGUUGUCUACAAGCUCAGCGAUGGUCUCUUCAAGACUCUGAGCUUCCUCUCCAUCUCCCACUUCGCCGACAAUCUAUCAGACCUCCACGUCUCCGAGGCUUCCACUCACGACAUUUCUCAAGCCCUGGCACACUGGUUCUCUUUCUGCUCGGAGGAACUUUCUGGCCGAGUCACGGAGGAUCAGUGGGCUGUCCUGAAUGCUCCUCAUCGUCGCUAUGUGUUCCUGGCGAUGCAGACUUGGACCUUGCAGCACUCAAACGUUCCCACUGUAUCCAUCAACCAAGAGCCAGGCUGCGAGCGUCCACUUGAAGUCGAGAUGAUGCUCGAGCGCGGCAACCCAGCCGAAGGCGCCUCGAUCGGGGUCAGUGGACAAGCAGCCAAUGCAGCCGAAGAACUCGGUCUGUAUGAAAAACUCUUUCAAGCAGGGAGGCACAUCGACAGAAGCUACAGUGCCCUGGACCUGCGCGACACAGACGGGGACAUCAUCUCAAAAGCCCGCAGCGACCCUUACGGCCCAAACUCGAAAGAGACUGUGUGUAUCUACCGCCCGACGUGGAUCCGGAUCAUGACUGAGACAGCCUCGGAGCUCGGCGUACAAAUACGUCCUUUGACGACGUAUACUGCCAUUGACAAUCGUUCAGACGGUGUGACAGUAACAACUACACACGGUGAAGUUCUUGAAGCAGACAUCGUGAUCGGCGCCGACGGGCUGCACUCUGCCGUCCGCGAGCUUCUGUUCCCAGACCACCCUCCGCUGACUUACUCGGGUCAGCUGAGCAUUCGCUGGAUGGCGCCAGGCGCACAGGUGGACCCAGAGUCUUGGUACACCAGCUCUCAAGGCCGACUGAGCUUCUACUGGCUCCCCGAGAACCUGGUGUACAUUGCAUCUGUGCUCCAUGCUCCCGAGGCCAAACAUCUCAGCGCCGACGAGGUGCGGCUGCGCUUCACGAAACUGCUCGACUCGUUCUCCGCUCCUGCGCUGAAAGAGCUCCGGAGCAGAUUUGACCAACACGUCGAGCUGAUCGCACGCAACUACUACUGGAUCUUGCUCCCGGACCCCUGGUUCCGACACCGCGGCAUCUUAAUUGGUGAUGCGGCGCACGCGACCACCUCGCACAUGGGUCAGGGCGGGGGCAUGGCCCUCGAAGACUCGGUUGUGCUGGCUCAAUGCAUUCGGGAUUCGAGCAGCCUGGAAGAGGCUUUUGGGGGUUUCAUGAAACGACGCUUUGAGAGGGUGAGCACGGUUGUGAAUGCGAGUGUGCAGCUGUCUAGACUUGAACAACAGGAGGAUUGGUCGCCUCAGGAGAGAAUGGUCUAUCGUGGCAAGGCUAUGGCUGCUAUUUCAGCUCCGUAUUAA